AUGACGGUAGAGCAACAUACGUGCUACCACAUGGCCGACGUCGACAUGACUGACGCUAGACCAUCCACCGACCACAGUCCGACAUCUACCGAGGAAGAGACGCUCCCCUUACUCUACGAUCUUGAUAAGCUGACGCAGAUUCCGGAAGGGGAGUUCACCAAGGACAUUCCCCCACCGCCGAUCGGAGAGUUCAACAAGAAAACGAAACAGAAUCUGACGCGAAAUGGACGGCCAGGAACUUCGUCGGCACCGGCCGGCUCUGGAAACCAGGUUGAGGUCAAAGAGGAGGAGGAUGGGGGGGAGGAGGAGGAGGAGGAAAGCGAUGACGAAAACGACGAGCGUCCGCCGCGUAGCACUAGUCAGCGCACCUUGGAAGAACGGCUCAGGCGGGAACUUGAAUACAUAGAUGAUCUGCUCGAACAGGACGAGGAUGCCGACCAGGAGAACUUGUCGGUGCCGCGCAAACAGUGGAGGGCGGCAGACUUCGUCGAGGAAGACAUGGUGUACGCGACCAUCGACGUGCUCGUCUUGGACGCCCUACGCCACCUGCAGACCGUGGAGAGGAACAACACGCUGAGGAAGUACACCUCGUGGAUCUAUCACUACAAGAGGUGGGCGGCGAAGAUGUUCAUGCAAAUUCGCAACAAGCUUCCCCAGGAGUACAGGCUUAAGCGCGUCGACGAGAUAGGGCACUACAUUCGGGACAACAAGAAGAAGAACUGGGACCAAGAGGCCGAUGUCCCUCGGUCGCACGUGUGGCUGCACGGCCCUAGGGUCACCACGUCCCGACUUCGCGCAUACGUGAAGUACAUGGUUCGGGAGAUGAAGCUCGAUGCCGAGUCCAGCAAGGAGGGCGACAACGCCACAGGAACACAGCCUGUGCAAUCUACAACGGUGCACACGCUCCUCGGGUGCAUAAAGGCAUGCCAGAUGGCGGCGAGAGUGGAGGCGACGAUAUACCGGGAGACAGAGCUGAGCAUCAUGCGUGAGAUAUCGGUGGUCAGGUCGGAGGUGCGGUUCAUGAUCCGCACCAAGAACGAGCGGGACCUCAAGAACUGCACCGAUCGGCGUCUCGGAACCAUUGGCGAUACCUACACCGCAGAACAGUUCCGCCAGAUCACGUUCAGGGUGCUGCCGAUGUGGGCGGCUAAGGCUUGGAACCCGCGGGGUACGGGCCCGUCGCAGACGCUGUGGCGGUUUCUGCUGUUGAAGGUGCUCACGCUACUCUCCCACCAUUCUCACCUGCGCGGCGCAAGCAUCCGCGAGAUCACGCUCCCCCACAUAUUCUUGUACCGACUGGCGAGCACCUCGUCAGUGAACCCGGAGAACCAGCCUGUCGUCAUGGUCAUCGCUGCGCGGAACUCGAAGACGUCCAAUGAUGCGCGUUUGCAGCAGAGCUACGCUGCGCGGCACCUCGAAGCGGAGUUGUGCGCCGUCGGCGAGACGGGCCUGUGGUUGCAUUUCAUCCUCGACCAGAUCGGCCAGUUUCACGGCGUCCGCCUCAUUCCGCCGGUGGACACCAGCACACGCGCGAGCUGGUACAAGAAGCACCUCUUCUUCGCCAAAAACGACACUGACCAAGGGGAGCUCUCUGCGGCAAGCCACCAACGCUGGACGUGGCAGUUGUGGGACAAAAACGGGGUCUUCUGCAAGAGGAAGGUGCACGCUGCUCGAGCCGGGGGGGCCCAGGAGCUGGCCAUUGACGGCACGCCGCGCGCCGAGAUCGCGGAGCUGGGUCACUGGGCGCUUGACAAGAUGACGCGAGCGUACAUCACCGCCAUUCCGGUGGGGGUGGUGAUGAAGAAGGCCGGUUACUCUGGUUACAAGCAGGACUACUUCUUGGGCCGGAGCAGGGCGGAAGGGAAGGCUGCUGAGGGGUCCGACGCCGACAAAGCCGCGGUGCACUUCUGGCGCACACUCGCGAUGCUGCGCCGCAUCGUCGCCGAGGACCUAGCGGUGAAGCUGGUCCGCACACCAUGGCACCCGUACGUCCAAGGCUCCCUGCUCUGCUGGAUCCCCCUCUUCCAGCACUGGGCAAAACGGGUCGAGAGGGUCGACACCGAGACGAUCAACUUGCGUCGGGAGCCGACCCAAAUUCAGGCAGAGGUAAGUCGACGACGAGCUGGAUGUAGGGCAUUCCAAACCACCUCGCGGCUAACGGCAAACGAGAAGAUUGACUUCCAGGAGGAGCUCGAGAAGCGCGACGACACCAUUGCGUCUCUCACCGCCAAGAUAACCCGUCUCACCGAGGCACUCCGUAUGUCAGAAGCACAGAGAGUGCCGGAGGCCCCGCCGUGUGCUACCGCGCAAUCUCCCAACGAGGGUGGCUCGGCGGAUUCGGCCAACAUGGGAGCCGGCGCCGACGGAGGGGACGAAAAAUCCCCGCCACCCCCACAGACGGACGAGGAGGCUAGUUACGAGCUCAACGUGGUACAGCCGUGGCGGGAGGCCAAGACCGUGAGGGACGCCUGGCGCCUCUGGAAGUCCGCCACCGCUAACGACACCCGUCGGCUUUGCGACAGGAUCGCCGAGCCGGGGUUCAUCGACCGCCACACCCUCCUCGCCGGCGUGACGCAGGGUGCACUCAACAAGAGGGUGCGCCGCAUGCUAAAGGUCAUCGAUGCGGCUGGCAUUGGAGUCAAGGGGCUGGGCCCCAAGGUGGUCUCGAAGCUACACCUCGCCUGUGCGCUUGUGGCGCUCAACAUGAAGCAGAGUGAUUGGGUCGAAACCCUGUUUCCAGACACGUGGGAGGAGCAGAUGCCGAAGACCAAGGCCGACCUGGCGAAGCCGACGGCACCGGCCAAGUCAACAGCACCGGCCAAACCGACCGCUCCGGUGCACCGUCCUCGGACCAAGUGGAAGAAGACGGCAUGA
Messenger RNA from Closterium sp. NIES-65, 2874 nucleotides. The record is from the annotation of a GenBank genome assembly. NCBI's taxonomy places the organism in Eukaryota, Viridiplantae, Streptophyta, Zygnematophyceae, Desmidiales, Closteriaceae.